Molecule: messenger RNA, 372 nt
Organism: Penicillium oxalicum
Lineage: Eukaryota; Fungi; Ascomycota; Eurotiomycetes; Eurotiales; Aspergillaceae
Exons: 1
Coding region: 1-372 (123 amino acids)
Source: RefSeq, a predicted model, not a curated record
AUGAGCGAUUCAGAUGGCGCUGGUGGGACACAACAGGCAUGGUCCUAUCCUGUCCGCGCCGCUGCCGACGAGAAUGAACAUCGCUGGACCUUCACAGUGAGCCUCGCUGCAGGUGCGCCCGGGACCUUGGUCUCCAAGUUGGCUCGCAUCCAGGCCAAUUUCUCACGAGACCUGAAAGGAAGCCUCGACCAUCAAUCAGACCCGGAGGUUCUUUCGGCACUCAUGGGAGACAAGACACGUGCCCGCAGGCGGUGGAUGCAAAAUACAGUCGCUCGACCACAACUACAUCAAGAUUCAUUACAAAGCGGCGAUUGCGGGUUGUCUGAAGCAUUGGUAUUACCGGAAAUCCUAGACCAUGGUAUCGCUAAUUGA